AUGGGUGGUAUCCUUCAUCUCGUUGAGGAUCGGCCGACGCCCAAGAGCGUCUACAAUUGGCGUGUCUACCUCCUCGCCGCCAUCGCAUCAUGCGGUUCCAACAUGAUCGGUUAUACUAGUGCCUUCAUUGGUACUACAAUUGAUCUCUCCUCCUUCCAGGAGGAGUUUGGCACAGACAAACUGAGCUCUGCAGGACAGGACUUGAUCAGCGAAAAUAUCGUCUCCCUCUUCAUUGCCGGUGCCUUCUUCGGUGCCCUUCUCACAUACGCCCUGAGCCACUGGAUUGGCCGCAAAGUGUGUUUGAGUAUCUCUUCUGCAAUUUUCAUCCUCGGAGCUGCCCUUCAGGUUGGUUCCUCGAGCAGUACUGGUUUGGGUAUGAUGUACGCUGGUCGUGUCUUGUCUGGUCUGGGAACCGGUAUCGCCUCCAACAUUGUCCCUAUUUACCUCGCUGAGCUGGCUCCUCCUGCCAUUCGUGGUCGUCUCGUCGGUCUGUAUGAACUUGGCUGGCAGCUUGGUGGUAUGCUGGGCUUCUGGAUUAACUACGGCGUUGAGCAACAUCUUCCCUCCGAUCGUGAACAGUGGAUGAUUCCCUUCGCCAUCCAGCUGAUUCCCUCCGGUUUCCUGUUCCUGGGAUCUCUCUGGAUGCGGGAAUCCCCCCGCUGGCUGUUCCUGCACGAGAAGCGCGCAACGGCCAUGAACAACCUCUGCUGGAUCCGUCAAUUGACUCCUAGCGACAUCUACAUCACUGAGGAGGUUGCUGCUAUUGACGCUGCCAUCGAGGCCCAAAGGGCUACCGUUGGCAUGGGCUUCUGGCAGCCAUUCAAGGCUCUUCGCGAACGCCCCUUGCUCUGCUACCGUCUGUUCUUGGGUUGCAUGCUCUUCUUCUGGCAGAAUGGAUCUGGUAUCAACGCCAUCAACUACUACUCCCCCACUAUCUUCAAGUCUCUGGGUGUUCAGACCAACACUGUCGACAUCAUGACCGGUAUCUUCGGUGUCGUCAAGGCUGUGAUGACUGUUGUCUGGUUGCUCUUCCUGGUCGACCAAUUCGGUCGCCGCAAGCUCUUGCUCGUCGGUGCCGUUACUGGUUCCAUUUGCAUGUGGAUCAUCGGUGCCUACGUUUACAUCGUUGAGCCCACCAAGCACAACAUCACCUCCCUCAACGGCAGUGGUAUUGCCGCCAUCUUCUUCUUCUACCUGUGGACCGCUGUCUACACCCCCACCUGGAACGGUACUCCCUGGGUUAUCAACUCCGAGUUCUUCGACCCCAACUUCCGUUCCCUUGCCCAGGCCUGCACCACCUCUAGCAACUGGCUCUUCAACUUCCUCGUCUCUCGCUUCACCGAGCAGAUGUUCGCCGCUAUGGGAUACGGAGUGUACAUGUUCUUCGCAUCUCUCUCCUUCCUGGCCUUCUUCUUCGCCUUCUUCCUCAUCCCCGAGACCUCCGGUAUCCCUCUGGAGCGUGUCGACCGUCUGUUCCAGUGCAAGCCUGUCUGGCGCGCCAAUGAGCAGCUCAAGGAGAUCCUCCGCCGGGAGGACGAGGAGUUCCGUUACGAAAUUAAGGACCACGCUGUCCACCAAGAGAACCAAGAUGACUCCGAGGGCACCGAGAGGGUCUAA
Penicillium odoratum is the source of this 1617-nucleotide messenger RNA. RefSeq names its product sugar porter family MFS transporter. The record is from RefSeq and is a predicted model, not a curated record. Bases 1 to 1617 code for a protein of 538 amino acids. The transcript is spliced from 2 exons. Lineage: Eukaryota; Fungi; Ascomycota; Eurotiomycetes; Eurotiales; Aspergillaceae. Gene Ontology annotation, cellular component: membrane. Gene Ontology annotation, biological process: transmembrane transport; carbohydrate transport. Gene Ontology annotation, molecular function: carbohydrate:proton symporter activity.